AUGGAGCACGAUUCCUGUGAUGAUGUACAUGAGCAUGUUAUAAGUGUAGCACAUGGGGAAACUGCAUCAACAUCAACCAGUCAUCAAGAUAUGUACAGUGACUUGGAUGAACCGCAUCAGGAAGAUAGGCCAUCAACAAGCACAGAAACCCCGUCAUCAGAGUCUUCGCCGUCAAUAUCACCAACUGCAUAUAGCUCCAGAAAUUUAUCUUCUCCUAGAAGAGAUAGUAUAUAUGGUCAUGGAAGAAGUCCUUGGAAUUCUGGUUUGUGGAUCUCGUUUGAAAUUGUCAUGUACAUUGCUCAGGUUGUAGCUGCUAUUGUCAUCCUCAUCUUUUCAAGACAUGAACAUCCCCAUGCUCCUUUGUUCGCAUGGAUAAUUGGAUAUACAGUUGGCUGCAUUGCUAGUCUUCCUCUUAUUUAUUGGCGGUAUGUUCAUCAAAACAGACAUUUGGACCAAGAACCUCAGCAGCCACCUACAGCAUAUCCUACUUUGACUCCCUCUCAGUCAUCGGAAGGACGCAACCAUCGUACCAGUGGUGUUGUCUUGCGUCUUGGAUGUAUCGCAAUUUCUUGCCCAAGGCUUAGUGUUCUGGCUUAUCACUUCAAGACAGCUGUUGACUGUUUCUUUGCUGUAUGGUUUGUUGUUGGCAAUGUGUGGAUUUUUGGUGGGCGCAGUAUUUCAUCAGAUGCUCAGGACGCUCCCAAUAUGUACAGGUUGUGUUUGGCAUUCCUCGCGCUUAGUUGUGUUGGAUAUGCCAUUCCCUUUAUCAUGUGUGCAGCAAUAUGCUGCUGCUUUCCGUGCUUGAUUUCUGUUUUGCGCCUUCAAGAAGAUUUGGGUCAAAAUAGAGGAGCUACUCAAGAGCUAAUAGAUGCAUUGCCAACCUACAAAUUCAAACCAAAACGUAACAAAAACUGGGGGAUUGACCAUGCUUCAAGCUCACAGCAUCUUGAUGAGGGUGGCAUCCUCGGCCCAGGAACUAAGAAGGAAAGAGUUGUUUCAGCUGAAGAUGCUGUGUGCUGCAUCUGUCUUACAAAGUAUGGAGAUGAUGAUGAGCUUCGUGAGCUUCCUUGCACACACUUCUUUCAUGUUCAAUGCAUAGAUAAAUGGCUCAAGAUAAAUGCAGUGUGCCCACUCUGCAAAACAGAGAUUGGGGGUGUGGUUCGAUCUUUCUUCGGCUUGCCAUUUGGCCGCCGCCGUGUUGAUAGGAUGGCUGGAAGAGGUGUAGGUAGCUCAAGAUUCAAUGUAUAG
Messenger RNA from Miscanthus lutarioriparius, 1248 nucleotides. The record is from the annotation of a GenBank genome assembly. Lineage: Eukaryota; Viridiplantae; Streptophyta; Magnoliopsida; Poales; Poaceae.